Messenger RNA from Mesorhabditis belari, 1029 nucleotides. Lineage: Eukaryota; Metazoa; Nematoda; Chromadorea; Rhabditida; Rhabditidae. The record is from the annotation of a GenBank genome assembly.
AUGUGUCUCUUCCCGUUGUUCCGAUGUUGCAACGAUGUGGAUCAAAUCAAGCAAAGGCUGAACUUGAAUGCGAAGCGAUACGAGUGUAUGCCGAAUCCUUUGAAUAAAUGGUCGCUCGCUACGAGAACGCCAGAUCCAUACAAAGGCAACAGUACAUUUUACUCUCAAUGCCAAUCGGGUUUCACUUAUCAACCAGAUUUGAAUCAAUGCUUGAUGUGGAUGAAUGAUAAACUGCUUUCAUUUACCGAGAGUCGAACUCGUUGUAAUUCGUUCGGAGGCGAGCUCAUAUCAAUUCACAAUGCAUUUCAGAAUGGAUUAUUGGCUCAAAUGCAAAAUGAUCGAGGUUGGCUAGGUGCUGUGAGGGACAGAACGGAUCACCCAUGGUUCUGGAUGGAUCAGACUCCGUUCGACUAUCAACGCUUUCAAUCACAAGCUGCUGGUGGUUAUUGCGCAUAUUUGGAUUCAUCAGACCAACUCUGGAAAAUCGUCGACUGUAACAGUGAAGCAAUGUAUGCGUUGUGUGCGGCUCAGCCGGUGGAUCAGACAACGCAAGCACCGACGGUUUGUCAAGCGGUCGACAAUCAACCACUCUACAACUGUUUGAAAGGGUGGCAGUAUUCGCCACAAACUGGUUAUCAAUAUCUGGUAUUCUUCGAUCAGAAUUUCACUACUGGAGAGGCUUAUUGUCAAAGUCAAGGCGGUCAUCUUGCUUCAAUUCAUUCUGACACUGAAAAUGAUUUUGUGACAAGUCUCUGUUGCAAAUCGGGUUGUACAAAGUACAGUGCUCAGCCUCCUUUCUACCUUGGCGCUUUUCUGGUUGGAGGACGGAAGACAAACGGACAAAUGGUAUGGACUGAUGGGACUCCAUUUGAUUAUCAACACCCACCAUGUUAUGAAAUUAAUGACGAUGAAGCAGCAGUUAUUAUUGUGGAUCACUACGAUUGUGGCUAUGGAUGUUAUCCUGGUGCUUGGCUGAUCGCUAAACCCUUCACUGUCGACGUUUUCCCAUAUUUGGUUUGCAAAAAAAGA